CCAGCCCCACCUCAGCUGGUUAAACUGGUUUGAAGUCCAGACGGCGGCGGAGAGACGGUGGAAGCAUUUUGCAGGCUCCCAGCAGAGCUGCCGCCGCUGCGGGGCCCCCAGCCCCAUGGCCCCCCACCUCUCUCCAGGGUGAAGCAGAAGGGACAGGAAGCUAGUCCACUCUCAACACCCCAAAACACAGGAGAGUUUCUUGCCAUCCCCCAGCGGUACUGAGCCAGCCACUCUCAUGGCUGCUGCUGACCCCAUCCUGCCCCCUGAGGAGGUGGCUUUGCUGGAGCUGGGGAAGGUGGCCCUGGCUGCCCCCCUCGACAAGGUGCCAUCAGCCCUGGAUGAACACCCGGGGGACCCUGAUGCCACCCUGCCAUGGGACCGGUGCCAGCGCAGCGCCCAGGGCCAGCCGGAGCCGGCAGAGACAAGGAGACGCUCAAGUCCUGAAGGAGGCCGUGAAGACCCUGGGGAGGCUGCUCUCCCCUGCCCCCCAGCUGAGGCCGAAGACGAGGAAGCCCCCGGGCUGCCCGUGAUGGCGGCCCACGUCUUUGUGCCCAUCGACCCUCAGUGCAUCGAGCGGACACCCGGCAAGCAGAAGAAGCAACCUGUCCCGUGGCCCCGGGAGGAGGGCAAGGGGGGCUACGUCCCCCACAGCGACAGACCCGACACCCUCCGCCAGAAGCAGGUCUGCCUUCCCGUCGGCCCCUCGCGCUACCGGGACCCACUGGGCUUUGAGGGGCGAGUGGCCAAGCCACCGACCGAGCGGCCGCGGUGCCCAUGCGCCAGGGACUGCGGCACCGACAACCUCAAGGCUGUGGCCUCGGUGGUGGGGGCCCUGCUCCUCUGCCCCUGCUUCGUCUACGGGGCCUACGUCUUCCUGCCUUUCGACGCCCCGCUGCUGCCCACCAUCAGCGCCCGCCUGGUCUACACACUCCGCUGUGCUGCCUUCGCCACGUUCCCCAUUGUUCUGGGGAUGAUCGUCAGCGGCAUCUCCCGCCUCUGCUCCUCCGCACUGGAGCCCUUCGGGGAGCUGCAGCAGGAGGUGGAGAUCCACCGCACCUACGUCUCCCAGUCUGUCCACCUCUUCAUCCUCUACUUCUUCAACAUGGCUGUGCUGGCUACCUACCUCCCCCAGGAGGUCCUCAAGCUCAUCCCCCUGCUCACGGGGCUUUUUGCCAUCUCCCGGUUGAUUUACUGGCUGUCGUAUGCCAUCGGGCGCUCGUUCCGCGCCUUCGGCUUCAGCAUGACCUUCCUGCCCCUCCUGGCCAUGCUACUCUGGAACCUUUACAGCAUGCUUGUUCUGGAGCCCGAAAACCUCCUUGCUAUUGCAGCGCCAAAGCCCGAGGACCGCUCCAAGGACAGCGGAGCCAAACUCCGGUACUGGGGGUGAGUGAGGCCCUGGGGAAAUGGGGUGCCUGGACCCUGAGGUGCAGAGGGGUUGAGCCCUCCUCACCGCCCUGCCUUGUAAGCCCUGAAGGUGAAGGGGUGCAGGCAGAUCUGGCUGGGCCCCUGCUCCCUGCCCGGACCUGGCAAGGUUCUGCUGGGUGCCUGGAGUUGACAGAGCUAAACUGCAAACCCCUCUGCACUGGGAGCUUCCUGCAGGAGGGUGAACAGGGCCCGGAGCAAGACCCAGCGAGCCCCAUCCCAAGCGGAUGGGUUGGAGUGGGAUUUGCCUAACCUGUUGCAGCUGACUCUCCCCAAUAAAGUCCUUCACCAAGUG
Tyto alba (common barn owl) is the source of this 1717-nucleotide messenger RNA. RefSeq names its product transmembrane protein 79 (gene TMEM79). Gene Ontology annotation, cellular component: trans-Golgi network membrane; lysosomal membrane. NCBI's taxonomy places the organism in Eukaryota, Metazoa, Chordata, Aves, Strigiformes, Tytonidae. Bases 236 to 1387 code for a protein of 383 amino acids. Gene Ontology annotation, biological process: regulated exocytosis. The record is from RefSeq and is a predicted model, not a curated record. The transcript is spliced from 4 exons.